AUGCCGAGAAAACAGAUAACAAAACGAACGACCACUACUAAUAUUGACGAUGAUACUGAAGAACAGAGAGACGAUUUCAGUGAGUUUCCCAAUCCACCGUCCGAUGAAAUCUCGACGAGAAUUGCGUCGAUUGAAGAAGAAGUUAAUCGUCGAUUCGAAGAAAUUGAACGUGAACUUGACAAUUUAAAAAUUCAAUACGAAAAAAGCCAAGAACACGAGAGUAAAGAUGAUGAACGUUUCCUCAAAGUUUGUCACGCUCUUGAUUAUGUUCUCGAACGUAUGGAUUACAAUUAUGACACAUUAGCAUGUCGAGAAAUGAUUUUAACUUUACUCGGCCAAAAAACAUCCCGUCCAUUCUCUGGACGGACAAUUCGGAAUCGAUUAUUACGUCGACGAAUACAGAGAUGGUGUUUAGGUGUUGUUUUGAUACUUUUCCUCAUGGCUUGUAUGUCAUUGUAUGGUCUACAUCGAAAUUGGUACUAUCUAUUGGUAGUGAUAUGCUUGUUAGGAUCAUUACUAUCGUCAAUUGGCCUUCGACGAAUUUAUAAGAUUAUCGAAACUGUUUGGUGA
Messenger RNA from Adineta ricciae, 570 nucleotides. Lineage: Eukaryota; Metazoa; Rotifera; Eurotatoria; Adinetida; Adinetidae. The record is from the annotation of a GenBank genome assembly.